CAAAAUAAUACUGAAUUAUUAACAUUAAAAUUUCAAAAUUUAUCUUCGUUAUUAUCAUUAACGAUGUCAUCAAAUUCAAAAUUAAUUUCUUUAGAUAUGGAAAACGUAUCUUAUCUUCAAACAAUUUCAUUAAGUGACGGUCUACAAUUCAAAAUAGCUACAUUAAAAAAUCUAUCUCAUUUAAAUAGUGUUAGUUUAUCUUUCUUUUCUAAUUUUGAAUCAAUUUCAUUUGAAAACAUGCCAUCCUUAUCCACUAUUAGUAUUACAGCAAGUGCUCUAUCGAAAAAUAUUUCAUUUCGUGAUGUGCCAUUAAUUAAAAAUCUUGAUUUGUCUGGAUGUCAAUUAACAACCUUUCCAGAAAGUAUUUUGACAUUAAAAUCUUUAGUCAAGUUGGUUCUGAAAUCAAAUCAAUUGUCAGCAUUACCAUUAACAUUAUCAACGGAUUUACCCAAUUUACAAGUUCUUGAUUUAUCGAGGAAUAACUUUCAAGGAAAUAUUUUUCAACAACCACCACUUAUUUAUCUUCGUGAACUUUAUUUAAGUAAUAAUUCUUUGGCAUCCAUCGAUGGCAUUGGAGAAUAUACAUCUUUACGAGUUUUAGAUUUGAAUAAUAAUAAAAUUUUAUCAAUUCCACUUGAAAUCAUGGAAGUAUCAUCGACAUUAUACACGUUAACAAUUAGUUAUAAUCAGUUGCAUAGUAUUCCAUAUCCAAUGACAAAUAUGAGAGCAUUAAACUCGCUGUUGGCCACCUAUAACAAUCUUUCGGAUAAUGAACGACGAUAUCUUUAUCAAAUAUUUAACCCAACAUCUAUACAAUUGAUUAUUUAA
Messenger RNA from Rotaria sp. Silwood2, 828 nucleotides. The record is from the annotation of a GenBank genome assembly. Lineage: Eukaryota; Metazoa; Rotifera; Eurotatoria; Philodinida; Philodinidae.